Molecule: messenger RNA, 1566 nt
Organism: Penicillium soppii
Lineage: Eukaryota; Fungi; Ascomycota; Eurotiomycetes; Eurotiales; Aspergillaceae
Product: Amino acid/polyamine transporter I
Exons: 5
Coding region: 1-1566 (521 amino acids)
Biological process (GO): transmembrane transport
Cellular component (GO): membrane
Molecular function (GO): transmembrane transporter activity
Source: RefSeq, a predicted model, not a curated record
AUGGAUUUCUUAAGUGAAGCCGAAUCUAAAUUUGACAAUCCGGGAAAGUCCAUUAAUGAUGAAGAACAACUCGCAGCUCUUGGCCACGUUCAAGAACUUCGCCGUGAAUUCUCACUAUGGUCAAUUGUUUGUCUUCAAAUCUCGUUGAUGGCUACCUGGGAGGCCUUAUCUUCUGUAGUCACUACAGCUCUUACCAACGGUGGAGCACCAUGCUUGAUUUACAACUAUAUUAUAACUUUCGUUGGAACAGUGUUCAUUGUAUUAUCGUUGAGUGAAAUUGCUUCGAUCUAUCCCACCGCAGGCGGUCAAUACCACUGGGUUUAUUGUCUUGCUCCUGUAUCUUAUCAACGAACGGCAUCUUGGUUCACUGGCUGGGUUUCAAUUGGUGGACAAUUGGUGUUUUCUGCCUCAGCAGCCUUUGCAGCAGGUUUGCAGCUACAGGCGCUUAUCACCUUGAACCAUCUUGACUCUUAUGCUCCAACAAGAUGGCAAGGGAUGUUAUUUUACUGGCUUAUCUUGGCUUACUCCACUGCCAUCAAUAUCUGGGGCUCUAAGAUUUUGCCGCACACAAAUACGACAGCUGGUGUAUUGCAUGUCAUUGGAUUUAUCGCUAUUGUGGUAGUUCUGGGAGCAGUGUCUCCCAAACAUUCUGCGAGUUAUGUCUUUACAGAGUUCUCCAAUUCCAGUGGAUGGGAGAAUGAUGGGGUCUCAUGGCUUGUAGGACUACUAAGCACUGUCUAUCCAUUCCUGGGGUAUGAUGCAGCCUGUCACCUCAGCGAGGAACUGCCAAAGCCAUCGCGAAAUGUGCCAUUGGCCAUGAUAGGAAGCGUUACAAUCAAUGGAUUCAUCGGUCUGGGUUAUGCGAUUGUCCUGCUCUUUUCCCUGGGUGACCUUGAGCCCUUGCUUCAGUCAAAGACAGGAUUUCCCUUCAUGCAGCUUUUUCUCAAUGUCACUGGAUCCCCAGCUGGCGCCUCUAUCAUGACCCUAUGCAUCACAUUGAUUGCUACAGCUGCUAACGCCGCAUGCGUAACCUCAACUAGCCGCACGGCUUGGGCAUUCGCACGGGACCAGGGUCUGCCUGCUUCCGAAUUUCUCUCUGAAGUUAGUCCUAAUUUGAAGGUGCCAGUGCGAAUGGUCCUCGUUGUUGGCUUCUUACAGAUGCUGCUGGGUUUGAUUUAUCUCGGAAGCUCGACGGCCUUCAACGCCAUUUUGUCCAUGGCCAUCUUAGGGAUGUAUGCUUCGUAUCUUUCCCCGAUACUAUUCAUGUUAGUCUAUGGACGCAGGUUACCAGUGCCAAUUAUUCGUCGCCUUGGCUCAGGAUCCUUUAACCUGGGCCGCCGAUGGGGACCAGUCAUCAAUGUCGCCGCGAUCCUUUGGCUCAUCAUUGCAAUGGCUUUCAGUACGUUUCCGACGGUGAGACCAGUUACACCCGACAACAUGAACUAUUGCAUCGUGGUAACAUCGGGAUGGAUGUUCAUUGGGGCUAUUUAUUAUUAUGCGCUAGCUGGAAAGAGCCGAUUUAGUGGCCCAGUGAUAGAAUUGGCAGAGGAUCUACAAUUUUCUUAA